AUGGAAAAAGAGCCAGAGCGUGAGUUAAAAUAUGGCUGGUCUACUUUCAAACCCAGAUGGUUGCAGAUUGUUAACAAUGCCAAAUGCUUUCUCAUGGCUUCUGUGUUUAUUUGCACUAUUCAAGGUUCGUCAGCUGAUCAUAUUUUCUGUUUGCUCCCCGGGGAGUGUUCCCUUGAAUUUUCCGCGACUCUAAACCUUUUCCAGGGAAGAUAGAGAUGAAUAUUUAAUUUGAACCUGUACAAACAAAUUUUUAGUGAUCCUCACUUGACCGUGUAGGUCUAAGAAAACGCACCCACUGUGCUUGACCUUGCUACUGUUUCCCAAUCUUUUCGUUUGAAGGCCUAAUCUAAAUUCACUUUUAUGAGAACAUGGAUCAUCUCAUAUUUUUUAUUCUCGUUUCGAGAGCCCUUCGUUUCUUUGAUGAAAUAAACCGAGUAGCUCUGGUGACGAAAAUGUUGUGAAUAGAGUGUUAUCACUCACGUUGCCAUUUAUUGGAACAAAAGAAAGCGUUUGCAUAAGAAAAGAGUUCAACUCUCAGAGGACUGGUUUGGAACACCAACAUGGCCGCCGUUUCAUUGGUUAGAGACACCAAUAUGGCCGCCGUGAUGUCAUGUGAAAACACUAUAUUAUCUUUGUUUGAUCCCUCUGCACGCUUAAACUGAGAGCUGCUUUCCUCACUUUAAACCAGUAGCGUACAAGACUGAUCCCGUGUGAACAUGCUACCGUACAUACACCCUUUAUCGGAAAGCAUCCAGUUGGAAACUGCUCCUUGUGAACAUAACUUAACAAAAAAGGGAAUCAAACCUGAACCCUGAUGUAAAAGUCCGUUUCUUACAUAGAAAUGCAGCUAAAUGCACUGUCACUUCCUUUGGGGACUUUAAUACGAGUAGAUCAUCAAGUGGAAAAAAGAUUGACAGAAAGAAGAUGAAGUUGGGUGACUCACCUUCAGGCCAUUUUUAGUAACAUCAUGUCCAUAUGAGUCAAUUAACGUGCAGCGUGAGGCUUCUUGUAUAUCUUUAUUAACAGUUAAUUUGUCUUUUUUUUGCCUUAUUCUUCGUUAGGUAUGACUGUUGGUGGAUUCACAAAUAUAAGUCUUCCCGCGCUUGAGAAACGUUUUCAGUUUAACAGCAAGGAACUUGGUCUUAUUGCUGCUUCCAACGACAUAUCCUCUGUAUUGCUCAUCUGUUUUGUUAGUUUUUAUGGGCAGUUUGGAAACAAGGUCAAGUGGCUGGGAUAUGGGACUAUAAUAACAGGUUUGUGCAGUCUGGCGCAUGGGUAAUAAUUCCGACUACAUUGAGCUUGAGAAGAACUUAUAGACUUAAUAACUGGGGAAACUUAUCGAUUAGUGAAAUCUAUAGACCAAAAAGGCACCUAAAGGCAACACUGUGUAAGGGAAUCUGUAUUUCAGAAUGUCGGCGGGAAAUGUUUGCUUGAGGAAUCCGGAAUCCUAGGCUUUGGAAUCCGGAUUACUGCUCAAGGAAUCCCACUAACGAUUGGAAUCCAGAAUCCAGAAUCCAAGUUCCACUGAAAAAGACUGGAAUCCAGUACCUGCAAUCGGGCAUCCACGGCGUGGAAUCCAGAAUCCAAGAAUGUCUUGGUUCCCAUGGGGCGAAUGGGUUAUAAAAAGAAACAUUUUCUUUAAUAUACAUCAGUGUGAGUGUUCUUUUUUUUCUACUAAAACUUUUGCAUGUCAUAUAAUAAUUCCUCGGUUAAGUAGACUGUGAGCAAUGCUUUUUCAGUCCUGAGUCGAGUUGAGGUUUGGCAGGAUUACAGGAACACCCAACAAAUCGAGAGGGUGACUGGAACGGCCUCGUAACACUUAAAUUUUCGAAGAUCCAUUCCUUGUAAUUUUCAAAGCCUUUCCUUUGGUUUCUUGUUUCCCUUACUUCGGCGAAAUCAAUUUUUUUCAUAACGCUUUCACUUGCGCAAUAAUCCGGAAUAAUCUUGUAAAUAAUUGUGACGGUAUUGUGCAAUAGAACAUGAGCAAUGACCUCUCGCGGCUGAAAAAAGUGAAAAUAAUUAUGUAUUUUUUUGUUAGGGAUUGGUUGUUUUACGUUCGUUCUUCCUCACGUUAUAAGCGACACAUAUCAGCCGAAUUUAGAAGACACCGGCUCGCGGAAAAUCGAAGAAUGUGUGGUCAGUAACAACACCGGCUUAACGAGUAAGAGCUGUUUCUCAGGAUACGGAUCAAACAAGUUUUACCUGUUUAUCUUCUGCUUUGCCCAAAUAAUUAUGGGUGCUGGCACGACUCCGCUGUACUCACUUGUGCCAGCUUACAUUGAUGAAAACGUGAAUCCAAAAACCUCACCUGUUUACUUGGGGAUAUUUUAUGCGGCUGCCAUAACAGGUCCCGGGCUUGGGUUUGUGGUUGGUGGCGCAAUUUUAGGUGAUGUUUACAUACACGUCAAACAGGUAGGUUGACUGAUAAGACCACUUCAGUGAAAUUUAUGCAAUCUCCUAUAUGGUCUAUAUGGCGUGUGACCACCGCAAAAAUUCAAGUUAUCUAAUUUCUGUAUGUCGCUAAAUUGUGGCCAUUAAACGUUUCGUUCCCCUAGCAAAUUCUGUCCUGUGUUAUCAAAUUCGACUACACUAAAUUCUAUUCUGUGUUUCUAAUUUCAAUACUGAUAUAACGCCAAAUUCGAUGUCUUGGCAUCACGUUCUAGCCUCUCCGCAGACGUCCUUUGGGGCUCGGUCCGUGGGGGAGAAAUGAAUGCGUGACAAAAGAACCCCAAAGGACGUCUGCGGGGAGGCUAAUCACGUUCUGUCACACCAAAUUCUUUGCCCUGGUUUCAAAUUCAUUUGCACCAAAUCCUAUGCUGUGUGCCAAUUUCUAUAACUCCAAAUUCGGUCACACCAAAUUCUGUAGGACACAAUUUUUUUUACUCUUAUAAGUCAAAUGGCAUUGAUAGAGAGCUUUACAAUCACGUUAACGGCAAUCCUCGAUUUGCACCACGUGACAAGUCCUCUUUACUUAUCGUUAUGCUCCUUUCGUUAUCCACACGUACGCUGUACAAUUUCUAAUUAAUUUUAAGACAUCUUCAAAUUGAAUCUUGCUUGCCGUAAAGAUGAUUAUAAAAUUCUCUAAUGUCUGGUUGCUGUCACUCAUGCGUUAAUACCGAUAAGGAGCCAAAUGUUCAUUGUCAGUCACUAACAGUGUUAAGUAAGAAUCACUCCAACUGUCAGUAAGUCAGACUCGGAAUUCGUCCUGACAAAGGGCUCUCGCGCGAAACAUUGGUCAUGAAUUGACCAAUACUAUUAACUCGUUCGGUGUUCAGUUCGAAACCAUCUUUUUGGCCCCCUUCCUCAGCAACGCAGCACCUUUUUACCCUAACCCCUUUAUUUUCAGAUAGUAAGAUAGUAUGUUUAAGUUAUAUCAUACUUUGGUUACUUUUGCGUUAGUUUUUUUACCACUCUAAAGGCGUUUCGGGAUAUUUUUUCUUGUGCAGUUUAAACAGUCUUAAGAUUGCAAAAUUUUAAUAAAAGGAGUAAUGUGACGACAUCGUGAUGGCUGGGAGCGAAAAAGGCACAAGUUUUAAAAGUAUCUUUGAAGUUCGGAAGCUCCUAAGAGGUGAGAGCUCCUUCAGUCAGUGACCCCAGAGACUCGAAAAAAAUGGAGUUCUCAACAGAAGUCGGACCUAUGAGUUCCUGGUUACUGUACUCCAAACGUUCUACACCGCUGAUCUACAGGAAACCAUGCCAGCAGUGGGAACCAAGGCAUUAAACUAAGUUAAUAUGACAGACAUCCCAAGACUGGGAUGUCUAUAGGUCGCUGAUUCGAAAUGAUAUAAAUGUGACAGUAAAUAUUAAGCCUGAUAAAUAAAUAAGAAUGAUGUCGUCGGAAGUCUUUUUUUUCCGGAACUUUCGAGGUCACCAGGUCAAGGUCGUGGUCGGAGGCCACUGGCUUUUGUUUCUUUGCAAUGCAUAUUAUAGACUACCCAAAGUUACUAUGACUGGAUUUCAUGCUCUUUUAUUGAGUAACAUCAAGUUGUUUUUUGUUCAUCUCUAGCCCAAGGGAGCCAGAUUAUCUCCAAGGGACCCUCAAUGGAUUGGGGCCUGGUGGUUAGGGUACGCCUUGUCUGCUGGUCUGAUGAUAUUAUUUGCAAUUUUGAUCCUUGGCUUUCCCCGCGAGUUACCCGGAUCAAAAGAGAAGCGUGAUCAAGCCAUCAAAGAGGGGCACUUGCCGAAAACAGAUCUCAAGUUGAGACGAAAAUUGAAAGAUAUCUUACCAGCUACCGUGCAACUGAUCACAAAUCCAACGUACCUGUUUAACACCCUUGCCCUCACUGCAAGCUCACUCUAUGGUGGUGGAGUAGGUCCCUUCAUUGCUAAGUUUGCUGAGACAAACUUUGGUGUCCACCCCACCGUUGCUGGACUGACGCUUGGAACAGUCUUUAUGGUUGGAGCUGCAGGUAAGUGCAAAUUGAGAUGAAUACACAGUGGAAUCUCUAUUCAGGGCACACCCUAGCUCAGGACCAAGACAAGUGUCCCCUGAAUACUUGUUAGAGGUGUCACCUGAAUGGAAGUUGGGUUGGGGAUUGUUAAUAAAUAAUCAACAAAUAAUAUAUAUAUUUUUUAUUCUGCCUCGGAAUCUGCUGCGGUCAUUAUUUCAAGCAACUAGGUAAACUUAUGAUUAACUUAUCUCUGCCAUAUUGUGUGUCGAAUUCCCACAAUUGUAGUACAUCGAUUUAAGUAAAUGCUUGGAGCCGUGAAAGCUUUACGUUUCACUGGUUAACUAGCGUCUUAAACAGGGUAUUUACCUGGACCAGAAGCGUUUAAAAGAGUGUGACCGCUUGUGAUGAACGGUCUACAUUUGAGGUACCAACAAUUUUUUUUCCAAAAAAAUCUAAUCCCUGAUAUUAGUUUGAAACGUUACUUAAUCCUGAAAGCAAAAUGAAAAGUCAGGGUCAUAAAAUAAGGUCCCUCGUCUGCAAGGCUAGAGGUGACUGUAUAAUGGACACCCCGAUAAUACUGACAGCAUCAAAAUCCCAGGCAAAAAUUAAUUGCAGACGUUUGACUGAAAUAGACUCCCUCUAAUGAGGACACUAACUCGAGUCCCUACAGUAUCCGCUAUAAAGCGAGUUGACUGUACAACUUUUAGAUUUAUUAGUAACAAUCCGCGCUUUUCGCUUUCCUGUAGGUGGUAUAGUUUUAGGUGGUUUUUUGGUCAGGAGAUUCAGUUUAAAGAAAUCUUGCAGACUCUCUGCCAAGUGUUGCCUGAUUAUCCAGCUGCUUUCAGUUUGGACACCGAUUGCUUUCCUCAUUCCCGGAUGCGAUGACAUAAAUUUAGCUGGAGUAGUAAAACCUUAUUACAAUAGGUAUGAACUGUUUUAAACUAAGGUGGAUUGUUUUUAUUUAAUAGACUAUCAGAGAAAAUAAAAUGUAAGGAAUAUUCUGGCUGUUUUCAAUUUUUUAUUCCGUUUAUUAGGGACAAAGAAUGAUGGAGGGAAAGAAAUACGGUUGAUAAUGAUAAUGAUAAUAAUAAUAAUGAUGAUGUUGAUGAUGGUGAUGGUGAUGAUGACAUGAUGUUGACGAUGAUUAUUAUUAUUGUCCCAUUAUGGCUCUUGAUUAUUGUUAUUACUAUGUAUUUCUCAGCUUCUCGAAAACGUUUCAUGCUUCUAUAGCAAGGUGAUAUAUACAAUCGAGCCUGUAUAGCUAUAGAGUGAUCAUGUGUCCCCUUUCACGAGCAGGUGGCCACUCAAUAAAAAUUUGACUGUUUCACUUCCAUGGCAGCUCUUUAAUGGAGACUCGCAGCCCACUGGCUCCAUGCAAUAUGAAUUGCAGUUGUUCGUUGGCCAGCAUGAAUCCUGUUUGUGGACAGGACAAGCUGACGUACUUUUCGCCUUGUCAUGCAGGAUGUAAGCAAACUACAAAAACAAAGGUAAGCAAGGUGUAUUUUUGUGAAAAAAAAAAAAACAUUAACAAAAUCAAACACGCAUAUAGGUAAUAUAAAUUGAAGUAAGAAUUCCCCGUAAUGACCAAACGGAAGUGGUUAAUCCUGGAUUAAUAAGAUAUUUAUUACAUGGCCGUUUGGGCGUUAUUCUUGAAAUGAAUACAACAAAAAACUCGCCCUCGCUGUGGCUCUCAUCGUCCCUCAUAGUAAAGAAGUAUCGAUAAGCUAGUAUUUUUCUUUCAGUUAUUGAAAAGAUAGUUAUAUUUUGUCACGAAAUUUGUUGUUGCUUUCGCCAGUUGCGCUCGUAGCUCAGUUGCUCAAAAGUCAAAAGAGCCACAGAGCCGAGAAAAAUUUUCAUAAUGCCCGGUCAUUACAAAAGCGCGCGUACUAUUGCGGCAAUAUAAUAAUAGUUUUGUUACGGACUUCAAGGUGUUACUAGUCCUUGGCGCAGGGGCACUUCAAGCGCUAUUGUGUUCAUUCUCUUUUUAAAAGUUGUAGGUCUCCGUGUUUUAUUAGUGUGAUAUUUUUUGUAGUGAUUUUUUUUUCUUUAUUUCUUUUUGUGCUCACUGGCUCAUAGCCAGUUGAGCACUAUGGCAGAGCCUCUGUUAGUCGGUCCGUCCGUCCGUAAGGUAAUUUCUAUAUAUUGUUCUUGUAGCGCACGGCGUUAUAUCGCAAAAAUUUUCGGACCAGGAAGUGCCUGGCUGGAUACUUUCUAACGCCCUUUUUUUCAACAAUUUAAUAGUUUCUUUUUCUUCUUCUUCUUCUUUUUCAGCUCAACAAUUUAAUGUAUAUUUUCUCAUUUGUUGGCCAAUUGUAAUAGUCCUUGAACCAUAUCUGAAAAUGUUAAAACUGUGCUUGUAGCCGCUGAACCAAAAAGGCCUGUGUCACGUUUUUGAAAAAGUGCACGCAAUCUGCACCUACGUGUAGAUUUGGAAGUAGCUAAACAACGCAAUGCGACUGUCGUGAUGAAUGGUUUUUGGUGGACAUUCGGUUCGUUGUCACUUGUCGCGUUGUGUCACGACAUAGUAUCUAUCUGUGUUUUUUUUCCGACGAAAUUAACAUAAAACUCUUUUGUAAGCCCAUCAUUUUAAUAUCAUAAUAGAUUUAUCAUUUCAAAAAUAAUUAGACUGAAAGAAAUAGAUUUGUAAGAAGUUCAAUACUCGGUGGCGUCUUUUCUUUUCCAGGACUUUGCUAACUUCACGUGCUCUUUUUUUUUUCGCUUAAACGAAUAUUCUUCAAAGACUUACUGACAAUACCACACUUUUGCAGCACCCUCCCCCGCUAGCUGUAGCGGUUAGAAAAUAGACGAAAACAUACCGCGCCAACUCCAUCUCAACAACAACUAGAACUCUGUUUAAUCUCUCACAACACGUGACCUACGCUUUCCAUAAAUGGUAAUAUGACAUAAUGGUGUAAGGAAAAACGGCUACAUUCCUUCUCUUCUAACAGGAGCGAGGAAAUGUACAAUUAAAAUCAAAAGCUUAAGGUCCUAAAACUAGAUUACACUUAUUUUGAGCAUCUAAAACCGCGAUUAAGUUCGAGCGUAGUUUAGUCUCUAAACGUGCAACGACCUAACACCAACAAAUAACUUUGUCACUGCUUCGUCCAUGUCUCUAACAGACAACAAUUGCUCCAGAGUAUCUCGCGCUGUAAUAAUUUGCCUAAGCUCAACGCGAUCAAAGUCUGGGCUAUAGUCCAUCAAGCGCUUGUCCUUGUCCAUAGGGACAGAUUUCCUUGACAAAUCAUGGUUGUAGACAGGUUUCCAAAUGCGAGAUUUCGCAAGUCUUGUGCGACGCUUAGUAGGAGCAUAGGUGUGAACUACAACCGUGUCUUGGACUUCACCGGCUUCCACAAUUUCUCCAACCAGGAUCCCUUGAUCGGUGUGAGACCGUCGAUACGCAGCUUGAUCUAAGACUAGAUAAUAAGCUCCUCCAGAGGGAUCUCCUUCCAGGGAUAAGUAUGGGCAAUGUGCUGUGAGACCGCGCAUCCUUCCAAGUUUGGCAAGAAUUUGCUUGGCUGCUGGGUAGACAGAGUACAGAUGCUUGCAAGCUUCGCUAACUGGUGCCUUUCCUAGGGGUUCAAGAUACUGGGCCAGUUUGAGUGAGAUCCCCUCGUCUGCUUGAUUGUUCCUCUUGGGAAGGUAUAUAAUGAAUUGGCCAGGUUUGUAUUGUUCCUCUCUCUCCCUUGAUUGAACAGGAAGAGAUGCUCCUUGUGGGCAGGACUCUCUUAGUUCGCCAGGCUCGGCUUCUGGAACUGGUAUCAGCUUCUCGACGUUAGUAGGAGGUAAUUCUUCAUUGGUAAUGGCGUGCCUUAGACGAUAAAGAUCACUAUUCUUCAAACGCUCGCUGACGAUAUAAGGUCCGGCGUAUCUUCGGAUGAGUUUAGUAGCUGAUCCUUUUUCUACGUUUGAAGGAGGUGGUUUCCUGACUAGGACCUGCUGUCCGACAGAAAAUUCUCUAACGUUAGCAGACAAAUCGUAAUCAUCUCGUUGCCUUCUCCUUAGGUCCUUUUUGAUGCUGGAGAAUAGUUUGUGUGCCUCUGAAAUCCUUUGAACCAAAUGUUUUGCAUAUUCGUUCUUGCUGAUUGGCUCGCUUGGGAGCUGAAGAGCAACUGUCUCGGGUGAUGUUGCAUUACGGCCAAACAUGAGGAAGAAUGGUGUGAUACCAUCAGUGCCGUCGAUAGCCGAGGUGUUGUGCGAGUACACUGCUGGCUGCAAGUAGUCUUCCCAUUGUUUUUGCCAUUUGGACGCGAAAAUCGCAAGAGCCGAAUUCAUGAAGCGGUGAACACGUUCUGUAGCGCCAUUAGCUCGAGGGCGAUAGCUGGAUGUAAACACUUGUUUAAUGGACAAGAGUCUGGAGACUUCACGUAGUACAGCGUUUAAGAACUCUCCUCCUCGGUCACUGAGAAGAGUGGAUGGAAAAUCUAGUUUAAGGAACACAUUAUCGAACAGUGCCCUUGCAGCUGUGGUAGCACUCCGAUCUGCUGUUGGUAUUGCUACCAGGAAGUGAGAGAACGGGCAGACGGCGGUAAGUAUAUAGCGGUUCCCAUUGGAAGAUUUCGGGAAUGGUCCAACAAAGUCAAUUCCAAGUACAUUCAUUGGUUUGUCAUAGAACCGGGUAUGCAUGAGGCCAUGUUGCUGAUCGGUGGACUUAUGCUUGAGGCAUUCUAGACAUCUUGCAACCCAGCGUUUCGUUGCCUUCCCCAUCCCUCUCCAAUAGAAAUCUCUAGCGAGGGCAUGGUAGGUAUUAUCUCGUCCCCUAUGCAUCCCGAGGGGCGAGUCAUGAUGCGCACGCAGUAACCGGGACUUCAAGUCUUUGUUGUCAGGAACGAAGAUACGAAGGUGACUGGGGUCGUCAAGAAAUUCGUCUGAGUACAUAACAAGUCCUUCCAAAAUAAGACAUCGUCGUGCCAGGUUUUGAAUGCGAGUUUGUUCGCGGGACGAUAAGUCAUGAAGGGCAGACUUCUUACUUCCGGCUGAUAGAUACUUGUGGACGAGCUUUAAGGUUGGGUCUUGGAGUUGAAGAGUGAUAAAGUCUUGUCUGUUGGAUCCUAGGAGAGUAAGGGGUUCUUCUGUCUGGCUUGGAGUUGAGAGAUGCUCUGCUUUGGAAGGGGGAGAAGUGCUUGUAUCUGCCGUUGUCAGGGCAAAGGCCGUCAUAAAAGAUGAGAUGGUCGCCGUAAGAGGGGCGAAGUAGUAUGGAGUUAGCCCCAGUGCGGUGACCAAAUAAGCUGACACGUUUGCGGGUGGCAAUAUGUCAACAAAAGUGGCAGAUGAAACACUGCUCUCAGACCUGAUAAACUGGGUUACAGGGUAACGCGAAAGGGCAUCAGGAACGGUAUUACUGCCACCAGGGCGGUGACGGAGUUCAAAAUCGUACUCAGCAAGUGAGGAGGCCCAACGUGCUAGUUUAGCUUUAUGUGGAGCAAUAGAGCACAACCAUUUCAAAUUAGCGUGAUCGGUUUCGACAAUGAAUUUUCGACCCAAAAGAUAAGGGCGCCAUUGUUCAACUGCCCAUUUGACGGCAUAGAGUUCCUGUUCGCGCGUGUCCCAUCUUUUCUGGGUGGGUGAAAACGCUUGGCUUGCAUACUGAAGGGGUCGCAAGUGAUGCUGGUCAUCUUCUUGCAUAAGUACAGCGCCAACACCAAGCUGGCUCGCAUCUGUGUGUACGUGAAAAGGUUUGGACCAAUCUGGAUAUCGCAACAAAACGUCAGGGCCUGUGAGGGCUGCAAUGAGGUCAUUGAAUUCUGCUUCGACCUGAGCAGUUAACUGGAACUUUCUGUCCUUUUGUAAAAGUUCACGUAGGUGGUAAGUUCUUUGUGCAAAGCUUGGGAUGUGGUGCCUGUAAAAACCAACCAUUCCUAGAAACUUCUGAACAGCAGUUUGGGAGUUGACCAUUGGGAAAUCAGAGAUAGCUUGGACCUUCUUGAGGUCAGGGAUGCGACCAUUGGGGGUAACGAUGUGGCCAAGUACUUCGAGGUGAGUUGAAAAGAAUGUGCAUUUGGACGGUUUAAACUGCAUUCCAACUUGAGCAGCACGUUUAAAUAUCUGUUCGUAAUGUUCUAAGGCACCAUAGUCGGACAUACUACGUACAAUCAAAUCAUCAACAUAGGGCAUACAGAAACCAGUUUGAUUGUCACUACUGCCUGUUACAUUUCCCAUGAGGAAGUCUGAAAAUGUGGCCUGCAUAAGCCUUUGGAAGGUGGCGCCAGCUGUCUUAAGGCCGAAAGGCAUGGAGAAAAACUCAAACAAUCCACAGUGGGUGACUACGGCUGUUUUUUCACGGUCUUCCUCUCUGACGGGAACUUGCCAAUAACCAUUAGCGAGGUCUAAUUUUGCAAAUGUUUUACCACCACCAAGCCAGUCGAGGAUGUCUAUGACUUGAGGAAGUGGAAAUCCAUCACUCUUGGUGACUGAGUUAAGUGCGCGAUAAUCGACCACAAAGCGAGGAGGCUGGGGUUUGCCGUGUAAGUCCUUACGACGGACAAGAAUUGCUGGAGCACCCCAAGGAGACUUGGAAGGUCGAAUAAUGUCCUGUUUUAGCAUGGCAGUGAUUUGAUCACGCACGGCUUGAAGUUCUGACGGUGACAUCCUGUAUGGUGGCUUGUAGCAAGGCGGUGCAUUCCCAGUGUUAAUGUGGUGCUCAGUUCCAUGGAUACGCCUAAGCGGUGCACCAGGUAAUAGAAAUGCAUGAAGAUACUUCCGAAGUAAAGUGUCAAACUGAUUGAGGACUGCAGGCGCAGCUCUUUUCGCAGUUUCUGAUGAUAUUCUUCUGAAAAUGGAUCAAGUUCAACAACAGAAGUAGGAGGAAGGUCUCGAUCAUCCAUGUCAUCAGGCUGAUUGAAAGGAUGGAGUAAACGGGAGCUUUGAACAAGGCCGGCUGUAAUCAUUUCCUGAUUGGCCUGCUUAGGGCAGUGUGGUUGUACUGGGUCUCUUUUACUAAACCGGGUAGGUGAAGGGGUCUUCAAGAGAGGAGAUGCAUCAACAGGAGACUGACAGAAGAGCGAGUCAUAGGCAUCAAGUCAUGAAGAAAGGAUGUCAGCUGUGUGGUGUAGUGCAUCCUGGAAAUCAGCUUUGCUUUGAGCGGUACAAGGUGACAGAUAACCAAAGGUGGAAUGAUCAACAUGAGCGCUCUUCUUUGUACAUUGCACAACAACAUUCAUAGCUAUGAGUUGCUGAAAAUCAGGAAGAUCACCCUCGGAGGUGCCUGUGUCAGAAGGGAAGUCCAUGACAGUUCGUACUGCGGAUGCACUGAAGAUGCCAUCGAGGACUCUGACACCAGGUUCGAGUUCAUGACCAGUUAGGCAUAAGUCGUUUCCUAGCAACCCGAUGGAUGCUGCACUGAAGGUGAGAUAAACUGUGAGUAGGUUUAGACCGCGGUAAACGGUGGUCUUGGUGGGUGCAGAGUGGCUACUUGGUUUUCCAGUAAGAAGGCAGGUAACUGCAGCAUGGGGUUCCUGUGAGACAGGGGCUUUAUCACAUGAAAUAGUAAAAUUCAUAGCAGGGUGACGGAAUGUCACAGUUUUUUCUCUGUGAUCAGACAAGGCGUGAGUAGCUGCUAAGUGAUUUUCACCAAACAAGAGUGGCCAAGACAUAUUGGGCACGACAAGAGCGACAUGAGCAGUUUCCUUGUUUGGAAGCCAGGCAAUUGGGACUUCUUGGACACAAACAGCAUUCAGAGAGGCACUAGUGUCAGCCAUUUGUACUGGAAUGGGCUUUUCAAGUUUCUUGUACUUCAAUUCAGGUCUUGCGGAGUGGAUGUGCUGUGCAUGAUCCAGGCUACACAGUGUAACAGAACAACAGGCAUCAAGUGGGAGCUGAAGGACUUUACCAGCUGAGGUGACUUGACAUGACAAAAUAGAACGAUUCAGGUUAACAGACAGUUCACUUGAAGAAUGUGGUAAGGUCGGCAUCAGAAAUAGCGGAGGGUUGGAAGACUGAGACUGAACACCAGAGGAAGGUGGUUGAGAAGUGCGUGGUCCCAGUUGGGUGCCUGUGCUGGUUGAACUUCGCAGGAGUUUGCAUGAUUAAUAUCCUUGCAACCUGGCUUAGAACAAGUGUUACAGUUGUGAGGACGGCCAUAUCUACAUGACUGGUCUGGUAAAACGCAGGGAGGUCGUUGAUGUUUGUUCCAUAAACGGCAAAUUUCGUUACUUCUUUGAGGAUUCGUAGAAUUGUGGUUUUUCUGCGUUUUUUCGGGGCAGUUGCCUUUGGUGUGGCCAUAGGAAUUGCAGUUAUAACAGCGGGGUCCUUUGCCGCGACCACGAGGAAAACCAGGAGCUGGAUUAGUGGUAAGAGCGUUAGUUUGUUCCGGCGGUUGUUUAUUGGGUUGACUGUGCGAAGGACUGAAUGAACGCUCGAUUCGUUUUGGGGCUUCGAUGAUCUCAGAAAGAUCUUUGUAUUCUUCUGCUUUAAGCACCAUAUGUUUUUGAAUGUCUGGUUUCGUUUUGGAGAUAAACUGCGACAUGAUGAACUGAGGCGAGUUUCGGUCUACGGGUUCGCCCAAUUUAGCGAGGCGAUGAAGGUUGUUUUUGAAGCGAAAUGCGAAGCGAUCGAUCGAUUCUGUAACUCGCUGUUUCAUCGUAGAAAACUCAGACGCCAGACGACGGCGUUGUACUUCUGGUGGUUCGGCAAAUGUUGAUUUUAAAGCUUGUUUAAAACUGUCCAGCUUUUGGAGAGGAGUUGUUUCAUCUGUAAACUUAGUCUUUUCCAUUGACAACACGGAAUUUGGCCAUUCGCCAACGCAUGCUUGUUGUAGCAAGGUGAGCUUAGUUGCAGCUUGCAAAUGGGUCGUUUGAACAUCAAAAGAUUCGAGGAAUUCGUUAACGUCGUCGUGAGUGUUCUGGUCAUAACGAAAUUGCGGGAGUUGAAGAGCAGGCAUUCGUAAAGGCGUGGAAUUUACUUGGGCUGUAGCCGGAGCUGUGGGAGGUCCGCCAUGUGCGAGCAAUGCUUCAGUGAGGUUAGCGAUUUGAGUUUUUGUUGCCUUCUGUGCUUCCGCCUGCUGCUUGACAAUUGCCGUAAGGCCUGCCACGAUACCUUGUAAUUCUUCUACGGUGGUCAUUUCGGGAUUUUAGGUUCUCCACCAGAUUUGUAGCGGUUAGAAAAUAAGCGAAAACAUACCGCGCCAACUCGAUCUCAACAACAACUAGAACUCUGUUUAAUCUCUCACAACACGUGACCUACGCUUUCCAUAAAUGGUAAUAUGACAUAAUGGUGUAAGGAAAAACGGCUACAUAGCGAUUGACCUGGAGGCUUGUCGGCAAAUAUACACAACGGAAAGUUAGCUCAGGGCCUGAGCUUAACGAUGAGACCGACUAAGAUACUAAGCCCUUGUUAAAAAUUCGGUAAUGCGAAUAUUCUAGGGCAUUUUCCAGCAUGCUUCCACAAAUUUGGCUAGAAAUAGAUAAGUAUAUGAAUAAAUGAAUAAAUAAAUUAAAUUCUUCCUGAAACUGUUAUCCUAUUUACGAACCAAAUUGGUGCUUUUCCUACCUUAUUACCCUGCGCUUGAACCGCUGCUCUGAAGAACCGAAUCAUAACAAUUCCAGACCCUGGUAUAAAAAAAAUACCGUGGGCGUGGUAGAGAAAUAACCAUACAAAAACAUGGAAAGGUGCUUUCAUUCUUGAUUUUAGGUAUUAAACUGUAGCUGCGUUGAUCUUGGGGGAAACAACACUCAAACCAGUUCAGCAAAGAAAGGUUACUGCGACCGUGGAUCUGGAUGCAAGAAUUACAAAUACUUCCUUAUGAUCAAUGUUUUGCUGCUUUCGGCGGUUUUCCUGAUAGCGAUACCAAACAAAACAGUGGUUCUACGGUAAGAAAGUAUAGCAUUACUAACGCUUAUUCCGUCUCACCUUGCAGCACUUCCACUGAUAUAGACUGCCGCAGUGGCUGGCGGUUUUUUUUAGUGUGGCGGAUUUUCACUUAUACGGGCGAGCGAGGUAAAAAGGGAAACCGCUGGUGGAGGGGGCGAGGGGAAGAGAGAGAAAACCCUCACUGCGUUCUCCCCUCACCCCCUCCCCAUCUUUUUUUUCCAGGUUCGAUCUUGGUUCAGCUUUCGCGCGGCUGAAUCUCAGUCACUUCACGAACCUCAAAAGAAAACACACAGAAAAAGAACUGCCAGCUACGCAGGCUACCACUGAUAUGACUCUCAACUGCGAAAGUAAAAGAACCCAUUCUGCUGAUUCACCCCGUGAGAGGGGGGAGUUGCCAUAUUGAAGUAACGGCAUAUUGGCCAUCUCGCUUAGGGGUAGAAAUUGCAGAUUUUGAUCUCACUUAAGGAAUUCAGGAUGAAAUGCCGAUUUUUUUAACCGAUAAAGGAAUCUUUUUAGUUUUCUGUAUAAAUAAAUAUCUAUAUGACAAAGAAACACGUGCCGACGUAUAAAUUGUGUUGAUGUGUGUGCCCAGAUUUUUCUCCCUUGGAGGCCUGGGGUCUAGAUUCUCCUUAAUACAGACAUCUCUUCCUUACGAACAGUGCCUGAGAUUUGAUUAAUUGGCUGCGAGCAGUUGAACAUGCGAUAUAAUGUUAGUUUAUUUGGCGAAAAAAUCACUGAUAUUAUCAAAUCACCAUCUUUUCUUUUUUAUCACCAAACAACAUGAUAUCAACAUGAUCCUAUAGCAGUUUGCAGGACGCGUGACAAAUAUGCACCAAUAAGGAUAAGACCUUGGUUUCCCUCAUUUUCCGUUGACUUUUCACUCCAUGAGUCUCUCCGUAGCUUAGUGUAUAAAGCGCCUAUACACGAUGUUCGGUAGAUCAUAGGUUCAUAUCCUGUUGAGGACUUCGCUAUAUGGGGAAAAAAAUAGCAAAAACGGAGUGAAAUAGCAUUAAGAAAAAUCAGCGAGCGGAGGGAGCCGGGCGGUGGACUGGGAAGGGGUAGCCACCCUUUCUUAGCAAAGCGAGCCGAGCUGUGGUUAACCUGAGAUCAGGCGUCUUUUUUUUUUUUUUUUUUUUUUUUUUUGCUUGGCUCGAGAGGGAAAAAAAAAAACGCCUGAUACAUUUAUUUAACAAGCAGUCAACCGCCCCCUAAUUUACAUAAUCUAACGUUUGCUUGACCUGUCAUGUUUUUAGCCAAUAAGCGUUUACCAAACGGGAAUCAAAUUUUGGCGCGAAUAAUGUCUCUUUUGAAAUCAGUUUUAGGGAAAAAAAAUUUUCAAGUACGUCCGUGUUCAGAUGGCGCUUCGUAAAAAAAAAAAAAAAAAUUAAUGUGUUGUUUUUGUGAUGAAAUAUACUGCUAGCUGGAGCUGUCGUACCUAUAUGAAUAGCUACAAAUAAUAAAGAAUUUACUGGUUAAAGCUCGUUGACUUCGUUCUGUACCGAAAGCAGUGGGAAAAAAAUUAGGCUGAAGCACCAUAUUUCACGAACUGAAAGGUGUUGUGAAAGCGAAGAUCGCUCAGAAUAAUUCGCAGCAUGAUUUCUGAAGGAGAAAAUACAGUCAAACCAGGUCAAGAUUCCAUGAUGAAUUGAUUAUUUGAAAAGUGAACCCGUUUGUCGCUUCUGUAACUUGUAGCCGGUAUCAAAUUGCAUUCAAAUGAUCGGUGAAGUUUUGACUGCAACUGUUUUGGUAUACGAUGAGAUGGUAAAUAUUUCAAUGGAUGAAACUUCUAUUUAGGCAUUCUUCAAAUUCAAGAAAAGUGAGCGGGCAGAAAUUUCAUAACGAACUCGCGUGUGUAUUCACUGCUUAUUACGCAAGCAAAAAUGCAGACUGAAAUCAACAACAACUAACGGAUGGCGUCAUUUUGGCGAAUCGGAACAGCGCAAAUCAUCCGCAUUGUUUCCUAUCCAAUCAGAAAAAAGUCCAGAUUCUGGCAUUUUUACAUGUGAUCCGACAGAGAAAUGUAUCAUGCCCUCUUCCCGUGAGAGACAUAAAGGGAUAAUAGGGAGAGGGCAUGAUCUCAGGCUAAGCUGUGGUCUGGGGACUAGCCGAUUUUUUUCGCGCCUUUUUCCUCAAUUGCGGAGCCUGAUCCUAGGCCAAUCAAACCUUAACUUAAGGGAGUCCCGUGAUGCUUAAAUUGAAACUGAAAGAAGCGCACCAUUUAGCUGUAGAAGAGCUCCAAAGGGACACGUUCCUGAUGCCCUGCGAGUAGUGGUUUCUACAGGCCGGACGCUAAGCGUAGCGUCCAGCCACUGCUCGCAGAGUACGUGCCUGAUAUCUACACGUACGUACAUAUUCAGUCGUUAAUAUUCCAUGAUCUAUGUCAGUCAACAUUUGCCUACCUUAUUUUAUUUCAUCAGGUGCGUACCAGACAAUCACAGGUCCUACUCUCUCGGAUUUCAAUUCAUCUUCCAGCGGUCGCUCGGAUUCGUACCAGGGCCCAUCAUUUUUGGAUGGAUGUUUGAUUCGGGGUGUCUAUUUUGGGGGGAAAGUUGCAACAGACGAGGCCGUUGCCAAAUAUACAAUAUGUGGAAUAUAGCCACGAAAAUUACCAUCUUUGGAUUUGUAAUGAAAGGUAAAUAUCUAAUUAAAGUGACAGAUAGUCAUUAAGGUUCCAGAUGAGUCCGCUCUCUGAUGAAAUCAGCAAUCCGCAAAAUAUUACAAUACUCCGUUGUUUCAGGAUCGUUUCUGUUACCACAGAAACACUUACUAGUGUGGUUGGAAGAUUACCUUAGUUUAUAAAUUAUAAUUAGUAACAAGUCGCCCUUCUGAAGGUUUUUCGUUUUACUUCAUUAUGUACAACCAAACCUCGAACCUUAGCCUGAGUAUCAGGCGUUUCUAGAGAAAAGGGGAAAGAUGGAAGCGAAAAAGGGAUCUCCUCUCCCCUAGCCCCUUAGGAACGCCUGAUGCUCAGGCUACUCGAACCUCGAAAUUGACUUUAAAACAGUACAAAUUGCCAGAAAGACGAUCCCAGCCUUUCGUUUUGUCCCACUAGUAGGGAGCGUAAGCAACGACGACGGCGACAGCAAUGAGAACGGCGAAAAAAACAAUAGAAAAAAUAACAACUUUAUACAUGCAACACACUUUGUGUACAUUUCUUUGCCUUCGCUGCACGACUACGACGUGAAAAUACCUAAUUUCACGUUUUGUCGAAGAUGUAACACAAGACAACGACUUUCUUUUUCGUUUCCUCAACCCCGAUGCAGUCUUUUAGAAUUCAAGUCAAGAAAGACUAAUUGAACGAGAUGGAAUAAGCGCGUAAAGUUAAGUGAAGUUUUUGCAGCCAUCGCCGUCGUUGUUGCUUAUAUAAUAGGGAGCUUUAGCAUCGACGACGGCAACGGCAGCGAAAACGUCAGAUUUAAAAUGAAUUCCCGUCUUUUCAAUCUUUGUCGCGUUUAUUCCAGUUUGCUGAAAAUGGCAAGUGUAGGCGAAUUUCCCUGGAGUUGAUUUCUUGAGGACCGCACUCAAGUUUAGAGAGAGAAAAAGAGAUUCGUCGUUGCUUGUUUACGUCCUCCAUAAAACUUGCAAUGAGGCAUUUUCACGUCGUAGUCGUGCAAGGACGGUGAAGAAAUGUACAAAAAAGCGUGAUGCACGUGCAAAGUUGUUGUUUUGCGUAAUAAACCUAUUGCUUUUUUGACGUCCCCGUUGCCGUCGCCGGCGUCGUUGCUAAAGCUCCCUAAUAAGCUUCCUAAUGUCCACAGACUCAAAAGUUAGCACUGCAUACUAAAUAGUUGAUACCACUGACGUUAAAGUACUGCUGAAGAUGUUUCAUUUGACUGCAUGGUCAAACUGGCAUAGGAUUUCAUCCACAGACUCAAAAGUUAGAACUGUACAUACUAAAUUAAUAUAUAGUACCAUGUGAACGUAUUGCUAAAGAGUCUUUUAUUUGAAUCACAGACCAUAGGAUUUCAUCCACAAACUGAAAGGCUUCAACCACUUAAUGAGACUUCAUCAUUCUUUCUAGGAGGCUUGGAGGAUGUUAUUCGACCGAGGCUGAACUCGAUCUGCAUAAUUCUUCACAUCAUGAUCAUACUCAGCCUCGUUCAAUAUAAUUGUUAAAUCUUAAGGGUGCGUUCGAUUGGGAAAUCCGGAUUUAGAUUUUCAAAAUCUAAAUCCGGAUUUCCCAAUCGAAAGCGAAAUCUGAAAACAUCCUCAGGGUGGAUUUCAAUUAAGAAAUCCAAAUCUGGAUUUCAUGGAUUUCCUUUUUACCGUUCGAUUGGGAAAUCCGAAAAAGGAUUUGCAAAACUAUUCUCGUGAACAGUGGUCUUCUUUUUGCUAAGUAUGCGUGCGCGUGCAAGACCGCUGUUCUAAAGGACAGUUUUUCAAAUCCUUUUUCGGAUUUCCCAAUCGAACGGUAAAAAUGAAAAUCCAAAAACAGAUAUCUCUUCGUUGAAAUCCAUUUUCGGAUUUCGCGUUCGAUUGCAAAUUCGAAAUCCGGAUUUUAAAAUCUAAAUCUAGAUUUCCCAAUCGAACGCACCCCAUUGGUGUAUACUGUGUCAAGGUCUCUUAAUAGCUUUAUUUCCUUUAUUUCAAUUACAGGUAUCUCUAUACUUCUUUACUUCCUUUCUUUCUGGUUUUGCAAACCAAGUUACGACAAUGAAAGUCAUCAUAGCAGCAAAGAAAUUGGUCGUGAAAAUAUGGCUGACAAUUCAAUGAACGGUGAUGCAUUGGGCAGCACAGAAAGUGCUUUAUAAAGUGGAUAGACCAUCUAGUGAUCGGAGGAAGGACCACUAACCGACAGCCGACACACUUGAUCUGAAUGUUGAGAUAAUGAAAGGGUCAAAGUCAAGAUAAACGUUAUAAAAAGCACUCAAGGUAGAGCAACAAUAAGCCUAUUUGAUUGGAAAUAAUCAAGGAUUUCAUCAGAUGUCAAAAUUUAAAACCUAUACCUUGCAUUUUACAUAAACAGUAUUUUUCUCGCCACAAUUUCACGAUUUCUUUACGUUAUUUGAUAAACUAUACUAGAACUCAUAGAUGAUUUCUUACUAAAGGAUGUGGUCUUCCUAUACAUCCCUGUAGGGUUUUAUUUCUUUUACUUUUUAUUUUUAUUUUUUUGCUGUACUUGUCAUUUGCUCGCGUGAUAUUAUUUUUUAAGCUCUGACUAUUAAUAGGCGUCGGAUUCAUUGCAGCUAGUGAAAAAAAUAGCAUGUACAAGAGGUUUGAAAAUUUGAAGCAGACGCUUUCAAAGGGUUAACAUUUGGGCUUAAGACAUUGAACUUCACCCCAUAUUCAACGAGAAACGUUACAGUAAACAACCGCUAAUAAGAACUUGUGGUUUAAGAGCUCUCUCCUCCGCAUAGGCUCCUGCCGGGUUAGACUUUCAAAAAAGUCCUUCGUCGGAUUUCAUAUGGAGUGUGAGGAAAGACCUCUCGCGACUUCGUCGCUCGCGGUCGGCCGCUUGCGGCCAAAAAAGGCUCGCUCCGCUCGCCAAGAGGUCGACUUGUAGCAAGUCUACUGCCGGGGAUCUCAAUAAAAAUAGCACUAAUUGAAAAAUAGUAAGCG
Porites lobata is the source of this 19754-nucleotide messenger RNA. The record is from the annotation of a GenBank genome assembly. NCBI's taxonomy places the organism in Eukaryota, Metazoa, Cnidaria, Anthozoa, Scleractinia, Poritidae.